Cuculus canorus (common cuckoo) is the source of this 3428-nucleotide messenger RNA. RefSeq names its product mitochondrial translation release factor 1 like (gene MTRF1L). Gene Ontology annotation, biological process: translational termination. Gene Ontology annotation, molecular function: translation release factor activity. The transcript is spliced from 8 exons. Lineage: Eukaryota; Metazoa; Chordata; Aves; Cuculiformes; Cuculidae. The record is from RefSeq and is a predicted model, not a curated record. Bases 488 to 1255 code for a protein of 255 amino acids.
UUCGCCUCCCCGUCUUUACGCCGCCUGCUGGAAGCGCGGGACGGGGCGGGAACGGAGCUGGCGACGCGGAUCCAGCGGCUGCGCGACAAGGAGCAGGAGCUGAGUGACACGCGGGAGCUGGCGCGGCAAGAAUCAUUACGGUUGGGAAAGACCUCUAAGAUCAUCAAGUCCAGCCAUCAAACACACCACCACCAUAUCCCAAAGCACCACAUCUACAUGAUUUUUGAACACCUCCUGGGAUGGUGACACCACCACUCUCCUGGGCAGCCUGUUCCAAUGUUUCACUACUCUUUGGAAGGUUUUCUGAGUGUGGCACUGGUGUAAGUCUGAGGAUUAACUAUACUCAAAUAUUCCAGAUGAGAGUGAAGAUUUCCAGAAGCUUGCAGAAAGGGAAAUCGCCUCUUGUGAAGAAGAGAUAGCUGAACUGAAACAUCAGAUAGUAUUGCUUUUGAUUCCUUCAGAAGAAACAGACAAGAGUGAUCUUGUCAUGGAAGUAACGGCUGGAGUUGGAGGGCAGGAAGCUAUGCUGUUCACCUCGGAGAUAUUUGAUAUGUACCAACGAUAUGCUGCCUAUAAAAAGUGGAAAUUUGAAAUAUUAGAAUACUUUCCCAGUGAAAUAGGUGGCCUAAGACAUGCAGUUGCCAGUAUAGCAGGUCUUGAGGCUUACAAGUACAUGAAAUUUGAAGGUGGAGUACAUCGUGUUCAGCGGGUGCCAAAGACAGAAAAACAAGGACGCGUUCACACCAGCACGAUGACUGUUGCAAUAUUGCCACAACCCACAGAGAUGAGGCUGCAAAUUAGUCCAAAAGAUCUACGGAUAGAAACAAAGCGGGCUACUGGAGCUGGAGGCCAGCAUGUCAAUACCACAGACAGUGCUGUGCGGAUAGUUCAUAUUCCAACAGGGAUCGUGUCUGAAUGUCAGCAAGAAAGAUCUCAAAUUAGAAACAAAGAAAAGGCUAUGCAAAUGCUAUGUGCUAAACUAUACAACGCCAAACUGGAAGAAGAAACCAAAAGGAGAAACAGUGCUCGAAAGAUUCAAGUUGGGACUAAAGGAAGAUCAGAGAAGAUCAGAACGUACAACUUUCCACAGGACCGGAUUACUGACCACAGGAUAAGCAGAUCAGUGCAUCAUAUUGAGUGUUUCAUGCUAGGGGAAGAAAUGCUAGAUGAAAUGAUACAAACUCUGAGAGAAUACGCUGAUUAUGAAUCUUUAAUGGAAAUUAUUUCAGAAAAUGAAAAAAAGAAUGUGUCCUGAAUAUUGCUCUUUGUCAGGCCAUUACAACAGAUGUAGACGUUUGUCUGCAAAGGAACUUCUCCGAGCACCACCAAGAAAAAGCAACUGCUUUUCAGGUCAUGAAAGACACCACAAUUUGUUUCCUCAUGACUGAUAAACAGUUUUCUUACUUGCUGAGUGAAAGACUUUAUUACCUUUACAUAUGAGACAUUGUUGCUACAGUAGUCUACUUAAAAAGUAAAUUUGGCCUGGCAAGAAGUAACUGCAGAUUUUAACUUUCUCCACUGAGAAGAUACCGAUACACCACUCUUGAAAGGUACGCAUUAAAAAAUGAGGUAUUUCUGGUUCCAUAUUUCAUUUAAACAGUAGUUUAAACAUCAGUACAAUGUCAAGUAGCUUACUUGAGAGAACAAGUUGGAUUUUGUUUGAGUGAUUGGAGGAAAGUGAUUAAUAAGUGACCCCAUGAUCAAUCUGCAUAUUUGUUAAUCACUUACCCAUGGCAUGGGAGAUGGAGUAAAAGUGUAUCUCCUUCAUGUUUCCAUGGCCUUCUGGCCCUUAUUAAUAAACACAAAAAAUUGUUUAGGAAUAUCCCUUUUUCCAAAAAACAAGCUGUGCAAGAUGAGUGUCAAUUUAAGUGAGUUGUUUUUUAAAAGACUGUUUCUGUUCUUGAGUCAAAAGCAAAAAGAAUCAUUACAAUAGUGUUUGGCUGAUAUGUCAGUCUCCAUUUGGCUUCAGUCAGUUUCUCCUUUAUGUUUUUAAUCAGCUCUCCAGUUUAUUGAUUUUCUAAUGGUUACGUAGUGUGAAGGAUGUAAUCUGAUAUAUGAACACGUGGCUAGUGAAAACUUUUAACAUUUAGUUUGGACUACAAUCUGUUGUAUAAUCCCAAAUGCAUAUAGCAAUACAAAACCUUCAGCUUCCAUGCCGCAUUCCAUCAUGCAUUGCAUCUAUACAUAUGUGUAUACACAUACAGGAUGUAUCUAAAAUAUAAAUACUAGUAAAUAAGAAAUUGGAACCCAAAGUAAAUUGUUGCCAUCAGUAUAGGGUGUUUACUUUUCAGACAUCUAAUUAAAAUUAGCGUAAAAUAUUAGAAUAGGAAUAUAGUAAGUUAGCUACAGAUAGCUUAUAGGAAUGUAUUCUUUUAACAUCUUAUAUAAAAAUCAACUGAUUAUUAUCAGUUUAUUAUCUUCCUCUAUUACUUGAGAGACAGCAGUUUGAACCAAUGCAUGUUAAAACCCACACAGAAUCAUGGAAUACCUUUAUCAGGUUUAUUUUCUAGGAAAUACUGCAUGGUAGCUAUGAUUAAGUUAAAAUCUUUUAAUUAAAGAUGCAUAAGUCGACUUUAGAUGUAGGAAUACCUCUAUGCAAAAGGUGAGGCACACAUAUUGGUAAGUGUGAGACCUAGGUCAGAUUUACAACUCCCAACUGCAUCAUAAGAAAGUAAAAAUAAACAGUGAUGUAUUUUGCGUGCAAAAUAGUUAGAUAUUGUUUGGAGCAGAAACUACAACUGAACUCUUUAUUCCUACCCGAUCAAUACUAUAAACAGAAGAGUACAAAGGCACAUGUGACAGUCUUCUUGCCUUCAUUUAAGGCCAGCAUAUGUUACACCAAGUAGAGGAUGGAGUUUGUGAUUCCUUGUCUCUCACUCAGCUUCAUACUGUUGCAAACAAAUAAGGGCCAUCAGCCAAGUCUUAGAACUGGACUACUGUAUUAAACUUACAUAAGCGUUCAGGUCUUUGUCACAUUGACCUUCCCUGGUGUUUCAGCUAGUGGCCUGGCUGGCCAGGUCUUGCAGCCUCCCUGUGCUUGUGUGUCUUCUGAACAGACGGUAGAUGUGGUGUUGCUUCAAUAGUGGCCAGCCCUUGAUCAGUGUGAGAGAAGCCAGGUAUCACAUACUUCUGGCAGGAGGUGUCCCAAAACUGCCUGUGACAGUGUCAUACAAGGUGGACUUCACGAUCUUGAGUGAUACCUCCUUGCCCUGUCAGUGGCAAACUUUGCUUUAUACAGUCUUUAAGUUCUGUUCUUGCUCCAUGUUCAGGUUAACUGAAGAUCUGUUUUCUCACUACAAAUGCAACCUCCCAGAGCUGUGAGGUUAUGGGUUUGGGAGCAGUGGGAUCCCUGCACUGAUAUCCAGCCUGCUUAGCUCCCAGCAGCACUCCUCGCUCUGCUAGCUAUAAUAACCUUGACCAGUACCUGA